Vollenhovia emeryi is the source of this 912-nucleotide messenger RNA. Its product is annotated as enkurin-like. NCBI's taxonomy places the organism in Eukaryota, Metazoa, Arthropoda, Insecta, Hymenoptera, Formicidae. The transcript has 4 exons. The record is from RefSeq and is a predicted model, not a curated record. Gene Ontology annotation, molecular function: calmodulin binding. The coding region runs from base 158 to 679 and encodes 173 amino acids. Gene Ontology annotation, cellular component: acrosomal vesicle.
AGAUAUUAUAAUAUAUUUACCGGAAAAGCGAAUAUCCUGUGGCAUGUGGAUUAAUAAUAUAAUAACGUUUGGUAAGCAUUAACUGGAACGUACUCUAAGUAAAUUGGUGUUUGGUCGAAACUGCCCGUGGAUACGCGAUGGGAAAACGAUCGGCAAAAUGGCGGAACCUUUGGAAAAAUUGGUCGUUACACGGGAAAAGGAUUUUGUCAAACAAAAUAUUCUUCGUGCGAAAAGUUCCUAUCCGGCAGAGCCCAAAUGGCGAUCCGUCGAUACUCGUCACGGUGACACAUAUGAUUUAAAGAGGAGCGGAUUGUUUCCGAUAUACGUGCAUAAAAAAAAUUAUGGAAAAGUACCGAGAUUCGUCGCAAAAGCUGACGAGAGGAUGGAAACGGAAACAACUGAACGGUUUGACGGGGAGAAGGUGUCAGGAGUAUCGGCGUGCCGAUACAUCGACCAAGAGGAGCGAAGGAUACUGCUGGAUGGUAUGAAGCAAAAGUGGGAGGAAGCGAUGAAACGAUUCCGAGGGUUACCGUUCCUCGCAGACACCUUGCCGAAGGCGCAGAGGAAGGCGAGGAUGGAACGCGAGUUGCAACAACUCGAGAAAGACAUAGCGAUUGUCGAGCAACAUCAGCAUAUAUACGUUUAUGAUGACACGACGCACAGCAUUAACGUGUUUUAACGCCUGUGAAUCGACAUAAUAAAAAUCUAUAUACAUGUUGAUAUUUAAACUUCUGAAAUUCUUAUAUGUAGGAACACGGAUUAAUGUAAUAAAUGAGCCCAUUUUUUCUGUGUAUCAUUAAGAAACAAUUUCUAGAUUUCUCAUGUAUGUACGUUCUCGUCCUGAAAAGUUUUCGAAUUAAUUAUCGAUGUUUGUUGAUAAUUUUUGUGCAGAAUCUACAGUUUAGCAACGUC